AUGAUUCGAGGACGACGAUCAUCUAGUUCACCCGUACUCUUUGCUGCAAAUGGGUCUACCAUAUCAACAUACGGGUUCAUCGCUUUGCAACCUAAUCUCGGAUUACGCCGUGCUUUUCCGUGGCGCUUUAUGGUAGCCGACGUAACUACCCCGAUUAUAGGAUCCGAUUUCCUCGCGCAUUUUCAUCUCCUACCGGACAUGAAGCAAGGUCAACUAGUCGACGCGAAAACUGGACUCAAAGCAAAUGGGACUGCAAAUAGAAAAGAACUUUCGUCAAUAAAAUCCUUGAUAGGAAACACUCCCUAUCAUCAAUUAUUGGCACGGUUCCCCAAAAUUACACAAGCCCCAGGGAGACAUCAACAGCACCAGCCGCACUCAACCAUGCACUUCAUUAAGACCACGAGUGGUCCACCAGAAGCAUGCAGACCACGCAGGCUAGCACCUGAUAAAUUAAAGGCAGCAAAAGCAGAAUUUAAUCUCCUAUUGGAAGAAGGGAUUAUCCAGCCUUCCAAAAGCCCAUGGGCCGCACCAUUACAUAUGGCUCCCAAAAAGGAGAAUACCUAG
This is a messenger RNA of Trachymyrmex cornetzi, 564 nucleotides long. RefSeq lists its product as uncharacterized. Lineage: Eukaryota; Metazoa; Arthropoda; Insecta; Hymenoptera; Formicidae. The coding region runs from base 1 to 564 and encodes 187 amino acids. The record is from RefSeq and is a predicted model, not a curated record. The transcript has a single exon.